AUGGACUGGGCUCGCGAUAAUGCCUGGCUGAGUGACCAAAAUACAGACCUUGAGAGAAUAUUCACGUAUGCGCCAGGGACAGCGCUUGCCGUGAAAAUCGUAAAAUCGAACGGAUAUCACAUACAAAUAUGGUCCCUUGAGACCGACGAUGAGUGGGAUGAGUGGUUAUGCUAUGAAGCGAAUGAAAACCAUCUCGACCACGGAUUGCAUCUUAUCCUCGCCAGACGAGCGGGCGAAAGCUCUGGCAAAGACCCUACAUCGCAAGCCAUGUCGUACACUGAAUGGCUCGGAUACAACAGCGAAAACACUAAGUCAAUGGUUGGACUUCGUUGCGCUCAAAACUUUGCUGCACUAGGAGGAAAGCAGAACGCAAAGCAAAGUUCCAAACAGGCCGACAUCCGGAAGCUACCUUUCUCUCAGAAUACUUUCAAGAGCAUUUGCCAGAAGUUCCGAGUUCAUAGCUCUAUCACCAAGGCUAUCACAAGGAGUGCCUCUCCCAGUUUCACUUGCGAGAAAGUAAUAAUGAAUCAAGCAGCCUAUGUGUACAACUGUCGCACCUCAAAAGAGUGGCCAUUAGAUAUGGCGCUCUCUGCGACCUCAUAUCCAGAAAAAGGAUCAACUUAUGCCAUCCUUUAUGGUUGCGUACCCAAUAUCGAGAGAUCCUUACUGCGAAGUCUCAACAGUGUUAGAGAUGAAGCUUGUCAUCCGCUGCUUAUGUCCGGUAUUUUUGCAGAGCUUGAGCUUCUACGCCAUACCAGACAAGUCAGUCUGAAUAUCAUAGAUGUAGAGUCUAAGAUUUUCGCGCUGGAUUUUGAAUCUGGUGACACGGAAGGCUUGGGGCGAAAAGAACUUGAGAAGCGAAAUGAGGCGAAACGCAACACUUGGUUGGAUAUGACAUACCUUAGGAACUCACUGAUUACAACUAAUGUUCAGAACGAGAAGAUGUCAAAGCACGCCGCUGAUCUAAGUCAGGAAUUCUAUCACUCGAUUGAACAUCCUAGGCAGUCUCCUGAAUUUGAUGAGCUGGAAACAAAGCUCGGAGCAAGGAGUGGAACAAGUGAUACGCUGGUAGGAGACCAAGACUAUGCGUCUCCCAUCGCUCAAAAAAGCCUGGACCACAGCGGUCUCGCAUUUGUUCAGCGCAUGCGACAAGUAGGAAAAAAGAUUGAGAUCAGGCUGAACACGAUCCGCGAGGAGUAUGAGGUGAAGAUCAGGGACUGCACCAUGCGCGUGGAUGGUAUGGCUAUGGCCACACAAUGGUCACACAGCGAAACAGCCGUAGAGAUGGCCUUAGCUACAAACAGAGAGUCUAGAGUCAUGAAGUCGAUAUCGCUGGUCACCAUGGUCUUCCUCCCAGGAACAUUCUUCGCGACUGUGUUCUCUAUGACGUUCUUUGAUUGGUCUGGAGAUGAUGGUAAGACUCGGGUAUCCAACUACUUGUGGGUGUAUAUCGUCGUGACGAUUGUUUUCACAGCCCUUACAAUCGGAUCGUGGUAUUUCUUUGUCAUUCAUCGUCGGGCAAGCGAAAAGUCUGUAGAAGACGAGAAAUGCUGA
This is a messenger RNA of Alternaria burnsii, 1554 nucleotides long. RefSeq lists its product as uncharacterized. The record is from RefSeq and is a predicted model, not a curated record. NCBI's taxonomy places the organism in Eukaryota, Fungi, Ascomycota, Dothideomycetes, Pleosporales, Pleosporaceae. The transcript has 7 exons. Bases 1 to 1554 code for a protein of 517 amino acids.